AUGAAUAGGUUACGGAAAUUACUUAUGCAAGAGGAAGAAGAUGCCAUUACAAGAAAUCGUCAAAGAGCCCUGGUGUUGCAGGCAGCUUCCUCUCAUAUCUUGAGGAUCCAAGAGGAAGAAUCACAGUGGGGUGGUUCACAGCCCGGGCGCCAGUACAUCGCAAGAGAUCGAGAAGCUAUGGAUCGACGAUUGAAAGCUCUAUACUUCACUUCGCCGUGCAGGUUCCAGGGCGAUAUAUUUCGCAGAAGGUACAGAAUGCGACCUCAUGUGUUUGACCAAAUGAUGCAUGAUGUCGCCAACCAUGAUCCGUACUUCGUGCAAACUGAUGAUGCCUCCGGCAGAGUUAGUUUGUCUACCGAACAAAAGCUGACUUGUGCUAUGAGGAUGCUUGCUUACGGGCUUCCGGCUGACCUGUGUGAUGAGUUUCUAGAAGUAGCUGAAUCUACAGUUUUGGAGAUCUUGUCACACUUUACUAGAGCAAUCUGGAAUGUGUACCACGAUCAAUACCUUCGUUGA
Rosa chinensis is the source of this 516-nucleotide messenger RNA. RefSeq lists its product as uncharacterized. Lineage: Eukaryota; Viridiplantae; Streptophyta; Magnoliopsida; Rosales; Rosaceae. Bases 1 to 516 code for a protein of 171 amino acids. The transcript has a single exon. The record is from RefSeq and is a predicted model, not a curated record.